AUGUAUAUCCAAUUUCCGUUCUUGCAGAUGGACGCGUGGCGGCCGAUCUGGUCACGGGCGACGGACGUGGCCGACGUGGACAAAAGCGCACUCGCGGGGAGGAGAGAGAGUAGAGGAUUCUUGUCCUCUCGCUUUUGAUCCACCGUUUCUGGACACGGAUUUAUAGCCGCCCCAAGAUAUUUUCCGUGGCUGACCACGAUCCUCAUUCGGUUCCGUCCCUAACUCCCGCUUAACGUCCGCUUGACACGCUGACCCGCAUCCCCUCACCGAGUGACUCUAACGCCCACAGAGGCCAGACAGGGGCGGUGAACGCAGGCGCCGGUGGAAAGCAAAAGCAGAAGCCGCGAGAUGCCACGUUGGCAGGACGGAGGAGGUCUUCCACCACAAAAUAUACGAACAUUUCGGAGCUAUUUUUAAUAGAUAAAAAUAAUUAUUGACGUGGCGGUAGCGCAGCUCUCGUUCCUCCUCUCUCUCCUCCCUUUUCUAGUACCUUCUUCUCCUUCUCUCCCUCGCCACAAGUCCUGAGCUUUAUUCACCUCCAUCUCUUUCUCUCUCUCUCUCUCUCUCUCUCUCUCUCUCCCUUCGGCUCCUCGUUUUUUUCCUUCGCCGGUUAUCCAAGGGGGGGGCGAAGCUUGCUGCGGAGACGGCCGGCGGCCUGUGUCGGAAGCGAAGAUCUUUCUUCCUGGAGGCUGGGAAGCAGAUACUGUCCGAGGAUAAUCCCAUUUUUUUCUGAGACCGGAAGGGGGGGCGUCUUCGUUGGCUCUUGGUUUUCCUCGUCUUCCUAAGAAUCUGUGCCUCUGCUUCCACCGCUUCUUCCUCCGAAGGCCACUUCUUCCGGUCCUUCCGUUCUCUCCAUCCCGAGCUGUAGGAGCUCCUCUGACUCGGGGAUACCGUCUGCUGGAAGUCAAGCCGGAUCUGGCGCUAUCCUUCUUUGAGCUACUCGCGGCUCUUUUGGUCUAUUCGAAAAUAGCUCUCGGUAGAUAGGCCGAUCUGUGGUGCUCUGCAACAGGAGCAGGACCGGAGAGCAUAGGCCGUGGAUAUCCAUUGUGUCCUCGCGUCGAUCUGUGUCCCGUCGUCUGUUUUGACCAUUGCAACGUGUCACCGGAAGGGCAUCUGAGAGGCCUUGUCCCGUCUUCUUGUUUCGAUUGGUUGGUCGCUGCUCACGGAGAGGUCGCGAAUUCAGCGAAAGACGAUUAGCAGAAAUCUGUAAAUUGAUUUGGUUUCGAUUGGGAGUCUUUUGUCUCAGUCAAACCAUGUAUCGAAGUACAAGGGGGAUCACAAAUCACCGGAGGGGUUGUCUCUGUAACCUCUGAGAGUUUUUUGGCAACCUUUUUGAUUUUGGGAACAACUGGGAGGAUCGAGCGAUUGGGGAAGCUGAGGGCGCCUGCUGCAACGUCUGUUCAGGUAAAUCUCUAACCACGUCGCUUUUCCCUCUUUUCUAGUUUCCUUCUGCAAUUAUCUUUGCGGUACGAAUGAUAUGAUAGCAUGUUUCCAUGGAACUUCUGCUGCUUUCAAAAUUCUGGGAGGCUGCAAAUUUCUGAUGUUCUUCACUUCAAUCGUUUUUUUACCUAUGAAUAUUUUAUUUUUCAAAUUUCCGAGAGCUUGUAUACGGACGCCGAUGAGUUUUCUCUAGGGGCUGAUAACUUGUCGAUAUCAAGAAAACUGGGGAACAAUUUAAUUUAAUCGUAUUUUAUUUUACUCUCGGAUAAUAAUUUGUUUCAUCUUGUGCUUCUGCUACCAGGACAAAUCUGGGUUUGCGCGUUGAUUCUUCUGUGAUAGACAGCAGUUCGAUUCUAAUGGACGCCAUACUUCCACCAGCCCAGAUCACGCGAUCGAAGGAGAUGUGUUCUUCCAUGGAGGAUCUCGGCCCCAAGGUCUGUGGGAACGUGUGGAUCGGAUGUGAUCUGGUUCCAUUUUCAUUUUGAUUCUUAGUUUCUGACUUUUUUUCUCUCGAACAGGUGAGGAAACCUUACACGAUCACCAAGCAGAGGGAAAGAUGGACGGACGAUGAACACCGCAGGUUCCUUGAGGCUCUUAAACUCUACGGCCGAGCCUGGCGCCGCAUAGAAGGUAUUAAAAUCAGUGCUCUCCGUGCAUCUCGUUCCGGUUUCCUCCUUGCUAGGGGCCAUUCUUCUAACUCGAUGAUCUUGGUCUCAGAAUUCAUCGGUACGAAGACUGCGGUUCAAAUCCGAAGCCAUGCCCAGAAGUUUUUCUCCAAGGUGACCUUUCCCCAUUACAGAACCCACCCUUCCUCUCCCUACAGGGUAUGCAGAAAUGUCCCAUUCUUGAAGAGAGUCAUUUCAAACAUUCUCCACCGCUUUACUCCUGUUGGAAGCUGCCUCUCAUGCUCAUGGGAUUUAUCUUCGUGGAUCUUUCAGGUGGUUCGAGACACUGCCACAGGCGGAGCAAGUUCCGUGGAACCCAUAGACAUCCCUCCUCCUCGCCCAAAGAGAAAACCUGUUCAUCCUUACCCUCGCAAACUGAGACAUUCCGUCCCCAAUGGCCUCGCCGCCUCAGCCCCAGAAGAAAGAUCUCCUUCUCCGGUGCCAUCUCUCUCCGGGCAGGAACACAGGUCCCCCACCUCCGUUUUAUCCGCCGCCGGUUCAGACGCCGCUGGCGCGUCGGGUUCCACCCACCAUAACCCUCGUGCCUCCCCGGACUCACCUGCAAGUGGGUCGAUGAAUCCACCCAGCUGGGGGCUCGUUGACCGAUGUGGAUCCUCUGUUCUGUCCAGCGGAGAGGAAAAUGGAUCUCAAGUAGGCAAUUCCCCCACGGUAACUAUCUUAUUAUCUUUUCAUCUUUGCUCGUGAAUUGCCAUGGAUUUCCAUCUGACGACCCUCGAUCUCCAUGUCCAGAAAACUGAUGUCAGCUCCCAAGAUUUCUUCUCCUCGGAGGGGACAUCCUCCGGUGAAACAACCCCGACGAGCCUCAAACUCUUCGGUAGGACUGUCCUUGUGGCGCCCGCCGCCGCCACCAACUCGCCGCCUCUCAAGGACGGAGGAGCUCACGGUCAAGCAGAACAAGAAAGUCAACCGCAGCAGCGGUGUGAAUGGAACCUGUGGCCAUGGGGGAUGAUGCCGCCGCAGAUGAUCUUCUGCCCACCUCUCCCUCCGGAGCUCACGAACGUGACAGAGGCUGCGGCCAUGGCGUCUCUCCCCUGGUGGGCUUCCUUGCAAUUCCCACCGGUCAACCCUUGCCAGGUCAACCCUCCCCAGAAGGAGAGCUCCCGGACUGGUUCUUGCGCCGCCAACGAGAACUCCGGCGAGGAAACCGGCGGUGCUUCCUCAGAGAACGAGGGACGAGGGUUCGUCCCCUACCGACGAUGCCUGGCUGAAAGGAAAGCUGGGCAAUUGAAACCCGCAGAAGGAAUUCGCCUCUGCUUGUAG
Messenger RNA from Spirodela intermedia, 3386 nucleotides. Lineage: Eukaryota; Viridiplantae; Streptophyta; Magnoliopsida; Alismatales; Araceae. The record is from the annotation of a GenBank genome assembly.